AUGUUUUUCAAGAAGCAUGUAGAACCCAAGCCCUUAAGAGUGGAAGAGGAGCUGGGCCUUCUUUCAAACAGGCUGUCUGGAUCGAUAUACUAUGAAGACCGGGCCGAUGCACUUAGUAAGAUUUUAGAAAUGUCAAGGACAUAUCCUGUCGAGGUAGGUGUAUAUACACUUCAGGACGUGAUCCACUCGAUGGAAAAAAUGGAGGAUAUAUCCAUCCAUCUUGAUAUACUUAGCAAUGUUCUUAGAUGCACCCAUAGGUUGGAAUUUAUCGAUAUUGUUGUGAAAAACCCUGAAACUUUAAGGAUAUUGUGUGAUUGCAUUAAGUGUGGGAAGAAGGAAAAGGAAGUGUACGACCUACUUUGCAUUUUGAGUACUUCUGAGCUCUUUCCACGCAGGGCUGUAGGAAUCCCAGGUAUGGCUUACCACUGUGUCCAAAUGGCUAAAGAAAAGAAGAUGAGGCUGAUACCCAGACUUGUCGAGCAGGAUCAGAACUUUAAAAGAGAGUUAACAUUCAUGGGGAUAUUUGAGAAUCUUCUGAAAGUGCUUCAAGAUGGGUUUUUUAAAGAUGCAAUGUCCACUUUAGUAUUACUACUUAGGGAUUGUCCGUUCAAUCAGAAUUAUUUUGAUGAGUUAAAAUGGGAUUUUAUUCUCAACUUUAUAGACAAACAUCCUGGAGAAGUAUUUGAUGUUCUUUCUUGCCUGAUGGAUCCUAAGAAUACCGAGUUCAAAAAGAUACAAACCUCUAUUUAUGGAAAGGUUGACCUUAGACUCGUUCUCAAGUUUAAAAGAUGGAGUCUGCUGUAUCUUAUCGUAAAAGACAACAAGUCGUAUACAGAAAAGCUUCUUGAAAAUUUCGUGUUUGACAAAAUAGAAGAAGAACUAUCUAAGGAGGCUUUUGUGAGAAAGAGGAAUGAAAUAUAUCUAUUAGUUGACUACCUUCUUUUCUGGAACGAUUUUGAUGCUUCAAAAUUAGACUCGUACAAAAUAUACACAAUGAAGAGCUUGAGAGAACAGCAUAUUUCUACAAAUGAUUUGAUUGAGAGGGCUUUUGAAACAAUCUGCCAAUUUGAUAAUAAAGAAGAGGGUGCAUCGUUUGAUGCAUUGAUAUUUAUAAUCUUCAACUUUGAAAAGACUAAGGCUGAAAAAAUGAUUCCUACACUCUCCGAGAUAUUUGGUGAUUAUACUAGACCUAAAUUACAUAGAUCUCUAUGUCUUAUCAUUCUUCUAAUGCUCGAAAUAAACGUAGACAGAAUUGGCAUUAAUCACUAUACUGCAGACCAUAUGUUAAGAGAGGCAAGACUUCUUCUGUGCUCUAUAGACUUGGAAUCGCCGCUUUAUCUCACUAACGAGAUGGUGGAUAUCCUUGUAAGUAGUAUUGGAGAUUUAAUUCGUAACAGAUAA
Encephalitozoon romaleae SJ-2008 is the source of this 1401-nucleotide messenger RNA. RefSeq names its product putative vesicular transport protein. Lineage: Eukaryota; Fungi; Microsporidia; Unikaryonidae. The coding region runs from base 1 to 1401 and encodes 466 amino acids. The record is from RefSeq and is a predicted model, not a curated record. The transcript has a single exon.